Molecule: messenger RNA, 552 nt
Organism: Scomber japonicus (chub mackerel)
Lineage: Eukaryota; Metazoa; Chordata; Actinopteri; Scombriformes; Scombridae
Gene: ggctb
Product: gamma-glutamylcyclotransferase b
Exons: 4
Coding region: 1-552 (183 amino acids)
Molecular function (GO): gamma-glutamylcyclotransferase activity
Source: RefSeq, a predicted model, not a curated record
AUGGAGAAUAACCACACCUUCCUGUACUUUGCAUAUGGCAGCAACCUGCUGAAGGAGCGGCUCCAGCUUAAGAAUCCGUCUGCAACAGUACACUGUGUGGCCAGGCUAAAGGACUAUAAAUUGGUGUUUGGGAACCAUGAAGGUCUUGCCAGUGACCGGUGGCAUGGAGGUGUGGCCACCAUAGAGCACAGUCCAGGAGACGAGGUGUGGGGUGUGGUGUGGAGGAUGAACAUGUCUGAUCUGGAGUCUCUAGACAGUCAAGAGAAUGUGACAUUAGGUGCAUACAGUCCCAUGGAGCUAUCAGUGAAGACAAAAGGCCAGGAACUUAACUGUCGUACUUACAUAAUGAACAGCUGUGUGUAUGCCCCACCAUCGCCACAGUACCUACAGGUCAUUGUGAUGGGAGCAGAGCAAAAUGGCUUGCCAAAGGACUACCAGGAGAAGCUGAAAGCAAUCAAGACCAACAUGUAUGAGGGCCUUCUACCUAUGAUGGCUGAGUUGGAGCAAGCCAGAAGAGUGAAAAAGAGGGACAACCACCAUUCUAAUGUCUGA